AGUGUCAAACCCACACAUUUCGAUAGUUAUCCUUUUCUCCUUCCACUUUAAUAAUUUUGCCAUUUACUGCUUUGAACAGUAAAAAUUAAACGAGAGAUAAGCGAAGGAAUACUGAAAAGAGUAGUGGUGCGUGGGUUGGGAGGGGGAGGGUAGAGAAGAAGAAUGAAAGCCAAGAAAAAAAAUUAAAUGGAAAGCUUAUAAAAAUCCCUAGAGACGAUGAUAGUGGAUAUGGAACGAUACAAAAAAUAUAGAUAAAAAAGGAAGCUAAAAGAUUUCCAAUUGGGCAAAUUAAUGGGGCGUAAGAAAGUAGAAAUCAAACGGAUCGAAGACAAGCACAGCAGGCAAGUGACGUUCUCUAAACGGAGGAAAGGACUCCUAAAGAAAGCCAAAGAACUCUCCAUUCUUUGCGAUGCCGAUGUCGCCGUUAUUGUAUUCUCCAACCGUGGCAGACUCUACGACUUCUCCAGCACUAACAG
Nicotiana tabacum (common tobacco) is the source of this 476-nucleotide messenger RNA. Lineage: Eukaryota; Viridiplantae; Streptophyta; Magnoliopsida; Solanales; Solanaceae. The record is from RefSeq and is a predicted model, not a curated record.